AUGAGGAUGACGUUACCGGCGCCGGUAAUCUACACAUUAACCGGGGAGAAUCGUCCGAGUCACGUCGCUGACGGGUGCAGUCGUUCAUUCAUAAAAGCAUCACUCCAUCAGAAAUGCCCCCUAUGGAAUCACCUCUUCCUGCCAGCAGCCCCUCUUUCACUCCAAACACAACACGUCGACAACAUGAGUGGAAAGUAACCGACUCAGCUGUGCUGCUAUUAAAAGGACAGGAAUCACGAAGCGUUGCCCGUCCCGUCGGAGGAGCUCUGUGAAUGAGCUGCUGAGGAAAGAGGCUCCUCGGGAGGCGAGUGAGGAACCCAGAACACCUGCAGAGGCCUCAACAGCGAUCCUAAAUGGACGUCUCAUCCCAUCUCAUCUGCAUCAUCAGAAAAAUAACGUUCCAUCUAAGAAAACAUCCUGCAGGACAUGGACCCAGUUUGGACCACCACUGUUCUCCUGGUGCCUUGUGUAGUCCUGCUCACAGCGGGAUCUUUCUACCUCUACAGCUUCAUCAUGGGCCUGCUGUCCAAAAUGUCAGUGCGCAAUAAAGUGGUGGUUCUAACCGACGCCUUAUCCGGGCUCGGAAAAGAAUGCGCAGGUGUGUUUCACAGAGGAGGAGCACGGCUGAUCCUCUGCGGGAAGAACUGGGAGAAGCUCGAAGAACUCGCCGAUGAAUUGGCGAGCGCCUCGGACCCGACGGUGACGUUUCCCUCCAAACUGGUGCUGCUGGAUUUCGGGGACAUGGACAGCAUGCCUGAGGUGACCUCUGAGAUCCUGGAGUGUUACGGCUGCCUCGACGUCCUCAUCUUCAACAGCGGCAUGAAGGUCAAAGCUCCCGCCCAGAGUGUGUCUCUGGAGAUGGACAAGCUGCUGAUGGACAACAACUACUUUGGCCCGGCCACGCUGGCCAAAGGCCUGCUGCCCUCGAUGAUCUCCAGGAGGACCGGCCACCUGCUCCUGGUCAGCAGCAUCCAGGGAAGAAUCAGCGUGCCUUUCCGCACUGCGUACGCCGCCUCUAAACACGCAGUCCAGGCCUUCUUCGACUGCCUGAGAGCCGAGGUGGAGGAGUACGGCAUCUCCGUCAGCACCAUCAACACCACCUUCAUCAGUGGCUCGGCCUCCUCCUCCUCCUCGAGCACGGAGGCCUCCAGGUCCAUCUGGUCACUGUUGUACACAAAGAAACCUCUCGGCGUUUCCCCGGACGAGGCGGCGACGGAGAUCGUGAGGACUCUGAGCAGCAGGAGGAAAGAGGUGGUGGUGGCUCCCUCGCUGCCAAAGGCGGCGCUCUACGCCCGAUCCUUCUUCCCCGACCUGUUCUUUGCCGUCGUGGCUGCAGGAGUGAAGAGCGCCGCGGCCGCAGAGAACAUGUAGAGCGGCUUGUGGGCGGGAAGAGGCUGAAAUCACUGAGGAUAUGAAAUAUACGUGUCCUGUCUGUCGUCUAAAAUAUAAUCAAUAAGACGGUUGUCUGUGCUGUUUGCAAUAUAUUUAAGAUGUGAACUUCAACAGUUAAGUUGUAUGGCCAGUACGAUCUUAAACUUCCACAGAGUAUUUGUCCACCAGAAUUCAUCCAGAGGACAAUUCACAUACAACAGUAUUUCGUAUACUUUGCAUGUAAACAUAAAAUUGAGACAACAAUGGUCAUUAUAAAGAAAUUGUUGUAUUUGUUGCUUAACAAUCAAAAUAAAAAGUCAUGUAAAAGUUUUCUUCA
Messenger RNA from Gasterosteus aculeatus aculeatus (three-spined stickleback), 1708 nucleotides. RefSeq names its product dehydrogenase/reductase SDR family member 7C-B. Lineage: Eukaryota; Metazoa; Chordata; Actinopteri; Perciformes; Gasterosteidae. The record is from RefSeq and is a predicted model, not a curated record. Gene Ontology annotation, biological process: intracellular calcium ion homeostasis. Gene Ontology annotation, molecular function: oxidoreductase activity, acting on the CH-OH group of donors, NAD or NADP as acceptor.